Molecule: messenger RNA, 2519 nt
Organism: Cuculus canorus (common cuckoo)
Lineage: Eukaryota; Metazoa; Chordata; Aves; Cuculiformes; Cuculidae
Gene: RGR
Product: retinal G protein coupled receptor
Exons: 7
Coding region: 164-1048 (294 amino acids)
Biological process (GO): phototransduction; visual perception; G protein-coupled receptor signaling pathway
Cellular component (GO): membrane
Molecular function (GO): G protein-coupled receptor activity
Source: RefSeq, a predicted model, not a curated record
AAAACCCCAAAGCUUUUAUGUAAUAAUAAGCAUGUGUCUGCACGUGAACUGCUCCUUUAAGAAGCCUUGGGCUAGUGGAAGAAGGGGGAUCCAGAGAAAAGACAGCCCUACAGCUGUAUAACAGAGGGCAGAGGUUAACUUCGUUGGUAUUUUUAUCGCAAGUAUGGUCACUGCAUACCCUCUCCCUGAAGGCUUCACUGAAUUAGAAGUGUUUGCCAUCGGCACCGCCCUGCUGGUAGAAGCCCUGCUUGGUUUCUGUCUGAAUGGCUUGACAAUUAUUUCCUUCCGAAAAAUCAAAGAACUCCGAACACCCAGCAAUCUGCUGGUUCUCAGCAUUGCACUCGCUGACUGUGGGAUCUGCAUCAAUGCAUUCAUCGCUGCUUUCUCCAGUUUCCUAAGAUACUGGCCCUACGGCUCUGAAGGCUGUCAAAUUCAUGGAUUCCAAGGCUUCUUGACAGCACUAGCCAGCAUCAGCUCCAGUGCUGCAGUCGCCUGGGACCGGUACCAUCACUACUGUACAAGGAGCAAGAUGCAGUGGAGCACAGCCAUCUCCAUGAUGAUGUUUGCGUGGUUGUUUGCUGCCUUUUGGUCCGUGAUGCCCUUGCUGGGGUGGGGAGAAUAUGACUACGAGCCUCUCCGAACCUGCUGCACACUGGACUACAGCAAAGGGGACAGGAACUAUAUCACAUUCCUUUUUGCUCUGUCCAUUUUCAAUUUCAUAAUCCCGGGCUUCAUCAUGCUGACAUCUUAUCAGUCCAUACACCAGAAGUUCAAGAAAACUGGGCAGUAUAAGUUUAAUACUGGUUUGCCGUUGAAGACACUGGUCAUUUGCUGGGGUCCCUACUGUCUUUUAUGCUUCUAUGCAGCAGUUGAAAAUGUGAUGUUCAUUUCACCAAAAUACCGCAUGAUUCCUGCCGUUAUUGCCAAGACUGUGCCAACAGUGGAUGCCUUUAUAUAUGCCCUGGGGAAUGAGAACUACAGAGGUGGAAUAUGGCAGUUCCUCACAGGGCAGAAGAUUGAGAAAGAAGUUGAUAACAAAACUAAAUAAGCCAUUAUGGUAUUAAGCCAAAUUAAUGCAUGUACAUCACUGAAAGCAAAACAGUAGAGGAAACUGCAUUCUGAAGUGUACGUGUAAAGGUGGUUCCACAUUGGAAAGGCUGUGCCUUGGCUACAAGCAAUGAAGUACCGAAAGAAAGCCCUCCAGAUAACCACCCAAACCAUCUCGAGCUGCUUGUCAAACAAGCUGCCUUAAACCUGUGUUGAUUGUCAUCAGUCUCAUUUUAUAUGGCACUGCAAAUAAACUAUGUGCUGGAAAGCAUUUUUUUUUUUCCUGAUACACUAACAUAAAAGCUCAGUAAAUUAACUGAAGUAGGGCAUUAGUUUGACUGAGGCCUCCUCAAAUCAGUUUGUGCAGUCUGUCCAUAUGGUAACGUCUGGAUUACUAAAAGAUUAAAGUAGUACCCAGUAUUACACCACAUGUCUGUAUAAAUAGCUUGUUCAUCUGAACAAUGCAUUCUCAAUGCACCCAAAAUGGGAAUUCCCAGGUUUCUACAAUGAAUCUGCCAUCUUGAUUCUAUAAAAAUCAUUUCAGUGGGCAUUUAACCCCAGUAAGGAAUAUUAGGCUUGGCUCUUAUUCAAAUAAAUUGUGACAUUCAGCCUCGUCAGACACUGAACUGCAUCAGAUUUUGCAGCAACUGCUGGCCAGGACAAUCAACAAGCUCAUGGUCAAUCAUAAAUGCAUCCACCCUUUUAUCAAACACUGAGCAAAAACUAAAGGGAGGUACUGGUCAGAUUCUGUUCUAAAAAUGUCAUAAGAAUAAAAAUUAAGUUCACAUCUGCCAUUAGAUUCCCUUAUGCUCUAUAUGAGUGAGAACAAUCAUAGACUUAGCUGUGUCUGAAGAGUUGGAGCAAUUAAAAGCCACUUAUUUUACAAUUAUCAGAAUUCAUAUCUACUUUAAACUAUCAAAAAUAUCCAAUUUAAAUGUUUAUAUUUGCUCACAUUGCCUAGAGGAUGAAAACCUGUCAGUCAGUGUUUCCUGUUACUACAGGACAAGUCUCAGAAUGACAAAUUUGAAAAAAAAUGUACAUAACAACAUGAAAGACACUGUACGGAAAAGCCAAACCUAAAUGAUUCUUACAGGGAUCAUAUGGCUCAUUUCCAAGCAUUGACAGUGAAAGACCUUUUUAAGCUAACCAGAGAAAAAGCUUAUCUGUCCCUACAAUGCCUUCCAACAUAUUAGAAGGGGGAAAAAAAAGAUUGUGUACAGGUUACAAAAGGGUAAGGAAAAGGGGUUGUGUAGGGGCUACAAAAGGUAGAUGGUGCAAUCCUGGAAGCUAAACAAUCAGAAAGGAUGUUCCCCUCAAAACUAGCGAUAGGAAAUAAAUGUCAUUUUGUCAAGUUAAAAAAUUAUUCAGAAUAAUCACACCUAAAGCUGACAGCUAAGACAUACACCUUAGGUACACAUAAUAUUAAGUGAGCAGAUGACAAAAUGUUUGCAAUAAGUGCAAAAUGAUGUGUA